Molecule: messenger RNA, 2595 nt
Organism: Manis javanica (Malayan pangolin)
Lineage: Eukaryota; Metazoa; Chordata; Mammalia; Pholidota; Manidae
Gene: FBLN5
Product: fibulin 5
Molecular function (GO): calcium ion binding
Source: RefSeq, a predicted model, not a curated record
CCCUGGCAGACGCCCCAAGAUUGUUGUGAGGAGUCUAGCCAGUUGGUGAGCGCUGUAAUCUGAACCAGCUGUGUCCAGACUGAGGCCCCAUUUGCAUUGUUUAACAUACUUAGAAAAUGAAGUGUUCAUUUUUAACAUUCCUCCUCCAAUUGGUUUAAUGCUGAAUUACUGAAAAAGGCUAAGCAAAACCAGGUGCUUUCUCUGCAGGCUCUCCGGCGGCUCGGAGGACCCAGGCUCUCCCCUGUCCUCUCCACGCCUCGCUCAUCCCCCCUGGAAUAAAACUAUCGCGAGCUCCAGGGCCGGGAGGAGGCAGAAGUUCAGGAGCUGCCCCGAGGGGCCUGCACGGUGAGCUCUUUUUUGCCCUUUGCUUCUCCUGCUCACGCAUCUUGGACAUGCCAGGAUUAAAAAGAGACAAAUCUGGCUGUUGCAAAUAUCAAAAAGCCCUGGGAUUUGGCUCUGCACUUUAUAAGGAUACUCGCCAUCACCGUGCUGGCUCUCUGUCUUCCAAGUCCUGGGAAUGCGCAGCAGCAAUGCACUAACGGUUUUGAUCUGGACCGCUCGUCAGGACAGUGUUUAGAUAUUGAUGAAUGCCGGACCAUCCCUGAAGCCUGCCGAGGAGACAUGAUGUGUGUUAACCAAAAUGGCGGCUAUUUGUGCAUCCCCCGAACAAACCCAGUGUACCGAGGGCCCUACUCGAACCCCUACUCGAACCCCUACUCAGGUCCAUACCCAGCAGCUGCCCCACCGCUGUCAGCUCCAAACUACCCCACGAUUUCAAGGCCACUCAUAUGCCGCUUUGGGUACCAGAUGGAUGAAAGCAACCAAUGUGUGGAUGUGGACGAAUGUGCAACGGAUUCCCACCAGUGCAACCCUACCCAGAUUUGCAUCAACACCGAAGGAGGGUAUACCUGCUCCUGCACCGAUGGCUAUUGGCUUCUGGAAGGCCAGUGCUUAGACAUUGAUGAAUGCCGCUAUGGCUACUGCCAGCAGCUGUGUGCAAAUGUUCCUGGAUCCUAUUCCUGUACAUGCAACCCUGGUUUUACUCUCAACGAGGAUGGGCGGUCGUGCCAAGAUGUGAAUGAGUGUGCAACUGAGAACCCCUGCGUGCAAACCUGUGUCAACACCUAUGGCUCUUUCAUCUGCCGCUGUGACCCAGGAUAUGAACUUGAGGAAGAUGGUGUUCACUGCAGUGAUAUGGAUGAGUGCAGCUUUUCUGAGUUCCUCUGUCAACAUGAGUGUGUGAACCAGCUUGGCACCUACUUCUGCUCCUGUCCCCCUGGCUAUAUCCUGCUGGAUGACAACCGAAGCUGCCAGGACAUCAACGAGUGUGAGCACAGAAACCACACAUGUACCCUGCAGCAGACUUGCUACAAUUUGCAAGGGGGCUUCAAGUGCAUUGACCCCAUUCGCUGCGAGGAGCCUUAUCUGCGAAUCAGUGAUAACCGCUGUAUGUGUCCUGCUGAGAAUCCUGGCUGCAGAGACCAGCCCUUCACCAUCUUGUACCGGGAUAUGGAUGUGGUGUCAGGGCGCUCUGUUCCUGCUGACAUCUUCCAAAUGCAAGCCACGACUCGCUACCCUGGGGCUUAUUACAUUUUCCAGAUCAAGUCUGGGAAUGAGGGCAGAGAAUUCUAUAUGCGGCAAACGGGCCCCAUCAGUGCCACCCUGGUGAUGACACGCCCCAUCAAAGGGCCCCGAGACCUGCAGCUGGACUUGGAAAUGAUCACUGUCAACACCGUCAUCAACUUCAGAGGCAGCUCUGUGAUCCGACUGCGGAUAUAUGUGUCGCAGUACCCAUUCUGAGCUGCAGGCUGGAGCCUCUGACACCGCCUCUCCGCAGCACCAAGGGACAGGAGCAGAGAAGAAACAGAGGGAGAAGGAGAGCGAGACACACCUUACACCUUCCUUGCUGGACAUUCCCUGAGGAGUCAGCCGCCACGUCCUGACCCCACCUGUAUUAUUGUAGACCUGUCCCUCUGAAGGACAUACUUCCCCCUGUUCCUACGAUGCAGUUAUCGAAAAAUAUUAUCAUUGGCGCUCUGACCUGAGAUCGAUGGUGAUUUUUCAAGGCCUCCAGUUUACUUUCAUAUUUUUCAAGGAAAAUAGAUUAGGUUUGCUGGGGUCUGAGUCCCUGUUUGGAGACUGUGAACAGCCCUCUCUCGCCUCAUUCCUGCCUUCUUUCUCUCUCCCGCCGAUUGCUUCUUUGCAAAGGCCCGAAGAAUUCGUGGGGACGCUUGGCUAGUUAGUUCGCUUCUUGUAUAUACAGAGAAGGCUACAGAAAGAAGCCGCAGCAGGAUCUAAGGGUUUUUGCAGAGUCUAUUUCAAAACCAUGUCUGGCAUUUUCAGCCAUAAAAGGAGUUUUAGUUGUCCUUUAAUUUGUGUAACUGUUUAAUCCUCUCUUGUUCAUUUUGAGCAUUUUUUAGAAAUAAGUGAUAGUCUCCUUCCAAAGGCCUGAAGACAUAUGUUCUAUUCUGUCUUCCCCAACCCAUCGUAGCCCAGUGUUUUCUUUGAGGACCCCUCAGUCAUGCUUUCUUUAGGAUUUUUACCCAGCUGGGUUGGAAGGCAGAGGUCUCCAAACUGAUUAAAUAUUUGAAAAGA